Molecule: messenger RNA, 543 nt
Organism: Aspergillus niger
Lineage: Eukaryota; Fungi; Ascomycota; Eurotiomycetes; Eurotiales; Aspergillaceae
Exons: 4
Coding region: 1-543 (180 amino acids)
Source: RefSeq, a predicted model, not a curated record
AUGAAGACCCCGGUCGUUGGGGGGGGGAAAGGUGAGGUAUUCAGACCGCUGGCGAAUGGAAGGGCCGUAAGGCCCCAAGCGAGGGCAGGAGGAAAAGAUGAUGAAGCAGAGGAGCGGUCGCAAGGAAACCACGGAACGAUCAACUCCACGGCAUUGCCGAUUCAGUCUGCGGGGCAACUAAAACAGGGACUAAAAAACAGGGACCUAGAAGGCAGCAGAAGAGGAGAAUGUCCGGGGAAGGUGAAGAACCCACGAGAAAGAGUGACUGGACUGACUAGCUUUCUUUUCUCUCUCACACACACCACAGACACCACGGUCGGGUCAGACCAUCAGACAGUGAGAACAAGGAUUGUAGUUGGGGAAAAAGGCGGGGAAGCCAGACGGAGACCAACCAAGCCCGGGGCUCUCUCCGGAUCGUCAGGUCAAUGCCAUCGUGGCCCAUCAUGCAAUCCCACUCAGGGUGACCAGACACGGUGGACUAUUUUCCUGCAUGGUUUCAUGGGCCAUGCUGUCCUUGCGCCAAUGACAAGGCGGAUCGGAUAG